Molecule: messenger RNA, 1665 nt
Organism: Plasmodium vinckei vinckei
Lineage: Eukaryota; Apicomplexa; Aconoidasida; Haemosporida; Plasmodiidae
Product: calcium-dependent protein kinase 3, putative
Exons: 5
Coding region: 1-1665 (554 amino acids)
Biological process (GO): peptidyl-serine phosphorylation; protein autophosphorylation; intracellular signal transduction
Cellular component (GO): nucleus; cytoplasm
Molecular function (GO): ATP binding; calmodulin binding; calcium/calmodulin-dependent protein kinase activity
Source: RefSeq, a predicted model, not a curated record
AUGAAUCAAGUGUGUGUAGAACGAACCCCAAACAUACCGACUGCCUAUAUAAAGAGCAAACCAAAGAAACCUAUAGAAAGACUCAAAAAGAAAAAGGGCUCCAAUAAAUCGAUAAAAAGUCAAUAUAAAUUUGAAGGAAGUAAAAUAGCAAAUAAGAAUAACGAGCUAAAGGAUAUAAAAUCAAAGGACCCCAAAUAUUAUGAAAGUCAUUUUAAUAAAAGUACAAAAAAUAAAGACAUCCUUUUAAAAUCGAAAAGAAGUGACAAUUUUAAGUUCUCUAGAAGAGGGUUUAUUUUAAGUUUUACUGGAAAUUUAGAGGAUUUUUAUAAUUUAUCAGAAGAUCCAUUAGGAAAGGGGACAUAUGGUUGUGUAUAUAAAGCAACAGAUAAACUAUUAAAAAUACAAAGAGCUGUUAAAGUUGUAUCAAAAAAAAAAUUAAAAAAUAUACCAAGAUUUAGACAAGAAAUUGAUAUAAUGAAAAAUUUAGAUCAUCCUAAUGUUAUAAAGUUACUAGAAACAUUUGAAGAUGAAGAACAAAUUUAUUUAAUAAUGGACUUAUGUACAGGAGGAGAAUUAUUUGAUAAGAUAAUAAAAAAAGGUUCUUUUGUAGAAAUGUAUGCCUCUUUUAUAAUGAAGCAAAUAUUUUCUGUAUUAAAUUAUUUACAUAUUAGGAACAUAUGCCAUAGAGAUAUAAAGCCUGAAAAUUUUUUAUUUUAUGACAAAUCCACCGAAUCAUUAAUUAAAAUCAUCGACUUUGGUUUAGCUGCAUAUUUUAAUGACAUCGAUUAUGAGAUGAAAACAAAAGCUGGAACUCCUUAUUAUGUUGCCCCUCAAGUUUUAACGGGUUGUUAUGAUUAUAAAUGUGAUUUAUGGUCAGCAGGUGUGUUAUUUUAUAUUAUUCUUUGUGGCUAUCCCCCUUUUUAUGGAGAAAGUGAUCACGAGAUAUUGAGCAUGGUGAAAAAGGGUAAAUACAAUUUUAAGGGAAAAGAAUGGAAUAAUAUUUCAGAAGAGGCUAAAGAUUUAAUUAAGCGAUGUCUUACUAUCGACUCAGGAAAAAGGAUAAAUGCGAGUGAAGCUUUAAAGCAUCCAUGGUUUAAAAAAAAAAAAGGAUCAUUUAAUUUAGAUGUAAAAAUGGAUAUACAUGUGUUAGAAAAUUUUAAAAAUUAUGCUCUAUUAUUAAAACUUCAAAAAUUAGCUAUGACAAUAAUAGCACAACAAAGUAAUGAUUACGAUUUGCAACAAUUAAAGGCAGUAUUUUUAUAUUUAGAUGAAGAUGGGAAAGGGAAUAUAACAAAAAAUCAAUUGAAAAAAGGUUUGGAGAAUAGUGGGUUGAAGCUUCCUCAUAAUUUUGAUGUCUUACUUGAUCAAAUAGAUAGUGAUGGUAGUGGAAGAAUAGAUUAUACUGAAUUUUUAGCGGCAGCAUUAGACAGAAAGCAUUUAUCAAAGAAACUGAUAUAUUGUGCCUUUAGAGUAUUCGAUGUAGACAAUGAUGGGGAGAUUACGACAGCAGAAUUAGCACAUAUACUUUAUAAUGGCAACAAGAAAGGAAGCAUAACUCAAAAAGAUGUUAAUCAAGUUAAAAAAAUGAUUCAAGAAGUUGACAAGAACAAUGAUGGAAAGAUCGAUUUUUACGAGUUUUGUGAAAUGAUGAGAUUAAAAUAUUAA